CCGCAGGGCGCACGCGCCGGGCCACCGUUACCUAGGGAAGGAAAAGACGCGAUCCCAGCCAUAGUAAAUGCGUGUCUGGGAUGCUGACAUUGGCCUCGGCGGCGAGAGGGGAGCGGGCGCUCGGACUGCUGCAGCCAUUUGUGUCUCCCCUCCUUCCUCGCAUAACAAAGCAAAAGAGAGAAAAAAGAAACAGUUCAGCAAAGCAAACCAACACAUCAAAAAGAGUCUGACAUCUGUAGUCAAAGGUGGAUACAAAUGGAGUCCAGAUACCUUCGAAAGUUCCUUGGCAGCUGCUUGUGUCAAGCCCUUGCAGAUGUCGUCAAAUUUCAACCAGUAGACCCAAUAGAGUACUUAGCAUUCUGGCUUUACAAAUAUAAAGAUAAUAUGGUUGCGGAAGAAUUGCGGCAAAUGGAACUGGCUCAGUUGCACCGAGAGCAAGAAAUAGCUAGGAUGGAGCAGGAAAUGUUGGAACAUUUGAAAGAAGAGGAGCUAUUGUUUCAGCAGCAACAGCUAGAAUUGGAACUGCAAGAAAAAGAGAGGCAGAGACUUGAAGAGUUAGAGAAGCAACAACUUGAAAUGGAAAUGCUAGAAAGAGAAAGGUUGGCCUUGGAAGAGCAGCUACAGAAGUCAGAGGCCCAGGAGGAGCAAAGUGGGGAAGAAGAAGAGCAAGUAGAAAUUCCAGUGGAAGGGGAUGACUUAACCAAGACAUUAGCUGAAAUUAGCGAUAGGUAUGGAGCACCUAACUUAAGUCGAGUUGAAGAAUUAGAUGAACCAACAACUUCUGAAGUAACAUUAAAUGAUGAAAAAGAAGGCAAAGAGCAAUGAGCAUUGGCAAU
Molecule: messenger RNA, 836 nt
Organism: Dromiciops gliroides (monito del monte)
Lineage: Eukaryota; Metazoa; Chordata; Mammalia; Microbiotheria; Microbiotheriidae
Gene: DYDC1
Product: DPY30 domain containing 1
Exons: 9
Coding region: 256-825 (189 amino acids)
Cellular component (GO): Set1C/COMPASS complex
Source: RefSeq, a predicted model, not a curated record